Messenger RNA from Aaosphaeria arxii CBS 175.79, 693 nucleotides. RefSeq lists its product as uncharacterized. NCBI's taxonomy places the organism in Eukaryota, Fungi, Ascomycota, Dothideomycetes, Pleosporales. The transcript is spliced from 2 exons. The coding region runs from base 1 to 693 and encodes 230 amino acids. The record is from RefSeq and is a predicted model, not a curated record.
AUGCGUCUGUCUCUUCUCACUCUCAUCGCGUAUGGCCUUUCCUUGGCCCAAGGCCUUGCAUUGGACCCAGAAAUCACUUCCGUUGCAUCUGGCACCACUGAAAAUGUGGCUGUGAACGGCAUUGAGCCCAUUCUCGCUCGCGGCGGCAAAUCUGGAGGCAGCUGUCCACUUUUUAAGUUGAAGCGCAAGGGAAAGAACGUCAAGCCCAAGAAGGCGAAGAAAUUCAAGGUUACCAACAACAAACGUGACGUCAUCGUUGAACGUGGGGACGUCACCCCAGUAGAUAUGGGCGAGAUCGACUCUUGGACAUGGCAGAAAGGUGACAUCGCAUACUCGGCUGGCUUUGCGGGGUGCAGUGCACUUGUUCUAUACACCAACACUGCGAUAGUCUUCGCCCAUAUCAAUCCCGAAGACGAGGACGAUAUCAGAACGCCUUUAGCAGAAAUCGUUGCGCAGGCGAAAGAGCUUGGAGUGCAAGGAAGCUCAGCCAAGGGUCGACUAUACGCCCAUACAGACUUGCCUUCCAGAAUUCAGACAGAGAUCGUGAACUACAUCCAGAGAAAGCUGGCUAUCAGGGUGUCCAUCAAACCGUAUGACGCACAGUCUGCAGAUGAUGCACUGGACUUGGUUGUCUCGAACGAUGCUAAUGGCAUCAACUUCGUCUUUGCGAAGGGUGCUGCGUCACGCCUCUAA